UGGGGAUGGAGCCUGAAACCUGGGCAUGGCCCUGACUGGAAAUUGAACUGGGACCUCAGUCUAUGGGACGGUGCUCAAUUCACUGAGCCACACCAGGCUGCAGUUACUAUCUUCAUGUCUGUGUAGCCUACAGGUAGGCUGAAUAAUGGUCCCCCAAGAUGUUACAUGGAAAAGGGGAUUUUAUAGCUGGAUCUUGAAUUGGGAAGAUUAUCCUGCAUUAUCCAAAUGGUUCCAGUGUAAUCAUAGGAAAUCUUCUAAGAGGAUCACAGAGAUCAGAGGAGAAGGCGAUAUGAUGAUGGAAGUAGAAAUGGGAGAGCUGAGCUUUGAGGAUGGAAGAGUUCAAGGAUUGUAGCUCUCAAAGCUGAAAAGGGCAGGAGAACGGAUUCCUCCCCUUGUCUCCAGAAGGAACCAGCUCUCCAGACACCCUGACUUGAGCUCAGGGAAGCUGACUCAGACUUCUGACCUCCAGAACUGAAGUGCUCAAAUAUUUUACACACACACACACACACACACACACACAGAAAUAAGAGGAAACAGUUGGAUUGGAACUUAGAAAUCACGUGACUGAUGACUAAGUUGAAUCUUUUCUACUUACUGAAAGGGAAGAGCCUGGGGAUGAGUUACUACUUCUCCCUGCAUUUGUGAAGUUUCGGAGCUACUAAAUCAUGUUCCCACUUAUGUUAUUUUCCACCUUGUUUUCUUCCACAUUUACUGAACCCAGGGAGCAGCACUUGGUCUGCAACUCCUCCGAUGUCAGCAUUUCGUUUACCUAUUGCGGUAAUAUGAAAUAUCCUAUUUCAAUAAAAACUGAACCCUGUAUACAACCGAAGGGAAGCAAAGGAUAUUUGUAUAUUUCCUACAUUCCAAGGCGAGACAUGAAAAAAUUAUAUUUUAAUCUGUAUAUAACUUUAAAUACCCACAAUCUUCCGAUGCGCAAAGAAGUUCUUUGCCGAGGAUCUGAUGAUGAUUAUUCUUUUUGUAGAACUCUAAAGGGAGAGACUAUGGAUAUAAAAGUGUCAUUCUCCUUCAAGGGCAUGCUGAUCCCUAAGGGACAACACAGAUGUGUUGUGGAAGCUUUCACCGGGGAUCCUGAAAAAAUGCUCUUUUGUUUGAAUUUUACCAUCAUACACCACCCCAAUUUCAAUUAGAAUAAAUCUAGUAUAAUUUUAUUUUUCAAAGGUUUUAUUUUUCACUUAAUGUUUUUUGCACAGUGUAUUCGUUUGCUAGGGCUGCCAUAACAAAUAUCUCACAGUGGGUGGUCUAAACAAUAGAAAUUAAUUUUUUCCCAGUUCUGGAGGCCAGAAAUCCAAAAUUAGUGU
Molecule: messenger RNA, 1319 nt
Organism: Molossus molossus (Pallas's mastiff bat)
Lineage: Eukaryota; Metazoa; Chordata; Mammalia; Chiroptera; Molossidae
Gene: LY96
Product: lymphocyte antigen 96
Exons: 6
Coding region: 666-1148 (160 amino acids)
Biological process (GO): innate immune response; detection of lipopolysaccharide; toll-like receptor 4 signaling pathway
Cellular component (GO): lipopolysaccharide receptor complex
Molecular function (GO): lipopolysaccharide immune receptor activity; Toll-like receptor 4 binding; lipopolysaccharide binding
Source: RefSeq, a predicted model, not a curated record